AUGUCCAGCGUACCAGAGCCCUCUCGAGACCUCGUAGCCCAUGGAUCAUCAGAAAACCUCGAAUCUGACCCACUCGUAAGAUGCACCAAGAUUCUGCGAACCCUGUUCUCACGGAUCAACAACCGCCAGCUUGACUUGACUGAACCCUUUUGGCACCUCCAUUUCUCACCGCAGUACACCUUUUCCGGCUCUGGUCUCCUCGAUCUGUCGUCGGAAGACAUUGUACAAGUAAAUCUCAAGCAGCAUCUACGCCAGCUGUGGAUCAUGACUGCGGAGGAGUUCCCGGAGUGUUAUUUCAAGGUGAAGGGGUUGCGGACAGAGAAGAUCGACUUUGGUCUGCGGAGUUCGGUGGAGUAUGACUUGUUUGGUGCUCCCGUGGGUGUGAGAAGGAGUUAUGCGGCGGAGGUGGUUUGGGAUCCAUGGGGGAGGGUUGCGAGGAUUUGGGCGAUGGCUGGGUGUGGGAUGUGA
Zasmidium cellare ATCC 36951 is the source of this 468-nucleotide messenger RNA. RefSeq lists its product as uncharacterized. Bases 1 to 468 code for a protein of 155 amino acids. Lineage: Eukaryota; Fungi; Ascomycota; Dothideomycetes; Mycosphaerellales; Mycosphaerellaceae. The record is from RefSeq and is a predicted model, not a curated record. The transcript has a single exon.